Molecule: messenger RNA, 2774 nt
Organism: Micropterus salmoides (largemouth bass)
Lineage: Eukaryota; Metazoa; Chordata; Actinopteri; Centrarchiformes; Centrarchidae
Product: zinc finger protein 239-like
Exons: 2
Coding region: 176-1222 (348 amino acids)
Source: RefSeq, a predicted model, not a curated record
UUUUGUUGCCUUUUAGUUUAUGGUUUACCAUUAACGUAAACAUUAUGUGCGCUUCCAUUGUUUUGUGACGUCAUUCAGCUGCUACUCGAUACGGAAGGACGCGUCACUACCCUGAAGAGCUCCGACAGACACAGAGGAGACCUGCUGGAUCUGAGAGACCAGGACCAAGAGCGGGAUGGAGGAGGACAACCAGGACCCGGAGCCCCGGAGCAACAACGUCCCCGGAGGACAAACAGCAGGCUCGAGCUCUGAUAGCACCGAUGUUCAGAAACAAAGAGGAAGACAUAGACUCAAAUGUCACCGCUGUCAGCACUGUGACAAAUCCUUCACAACAUCUGGAUAUUUAAAGAUUCAUCAGAGACUUCACACUGGAGAGAAACUGUACAGCUGUGACCAGUGUGAGAAAGCUUUCACUACAUCUGGUCAACUUAAAGUCCACCUGCGUGUUCACACUGGAGAGAAACCGUACAGCUGUGACCAGUGUGAGAAAGCUUUCACUCAACCAGGUCAACUUAAAAUCCACCUACGUGUUCACACUGGAGAAAAAGCGCACAGCUGUGACCAGUGUGGAAAAGCGUUUAACCAGUUAGGUCAAUAUAAAAUCCACUUACGCUUUCACGCAGGAGAGAAACCGUACAGCUGUGACCAGUGUGGGAAAGCCUUCAGUACACUACACCACCUAAAAACACACCAGCGCGUUCACACUGGAGAGAAACCGUAUAGCUGUGACCAGUGUGGGAAAGCCUUCAGUACCCUACACCACCUAAAAACACACCAGCGUGUUCACACUGGAGAGAAACCAUAUAGCUGUGACAUAUGUGGAAAGGCCUUCUCUCAAUCAGAUCAAAUCAACAAACACAGACGUGUUCACACUGGAGAGAAACCCUACUGGUGUGAACAAUGUGGGAAAACUUUCGGUCGGUUUGAUAAGUUAGAAAAACACAGACGUCUUCACACUGGAGAAAAGCCGUACUGGUGUGAACAAUGUGGGAAAACUUUCCGUGGGGCUGAUAAGUUAGAAGUCCACCGCCGUGUUCACACUGGAGAGAAACCGUACUGGUGUGAACAAUGUGGGAAAAGUUUUGCUCAAUCAGGUAACCUAAAAGCCCACCGACGUGUUCACACUGCAGAGAAACCGUACAGCUGUGACCAAUGUGGGAAAGCGUUUAAAGAGAGUCGUACACUUAGAAGCCACAAACUCAUUCACACCACAUUGUUGUGAUUUUUUAAAGUCAAGUUAGCCGUUUCCUCAUGCUUAUCCUCCCUGUGUCCCGUGCAAGAGAGUGAAAGACUAGAGUACCACUCAGCAUAGCUGCCACAGAGGUUGCGGUGUAGAUAUUAUCUAGAUAUUUUCUACGUUACAUUAGCAUGUAGCUGACGCAUUUAGCCAAAGCUUACAACUUACGCUUAUAACUGCUAUAUAUGUCAGAGGUUGCACGCUUCUGGAGCAACUAGGGGUGUAAUGCUAUGUUAAAUACAUCAUAUUUUAAUAUUGGACUACACAGAUAAAAUCAGAAGGAAGGAAACAGAUGUUUGUUGUUACUCCGGUUUCACACACAACGCAAAUUUUCAAUUUCCGUUGCACGAGUUUGACCGCUGGACUACUCGCACAAGUUUUCCACACUCGACAAUGCAACAGCAUAAAUAAACAACCUGCCAUUACUACAACUGUAUGAACACAAAAUGAACAUUUUUCUGCGAUGUAGUUAAAACAAAUGGAUCAAACGGAUGACGAACUAAUAAAAAAUAAAUAAAAAAUAUCAUGAUGCCCAUAUGUAAAAAAUAUUGUUAUUAUAAUGCAUUUUAUAUUUUAUAUUGGUAAUACAAUGACCCUGUGCACAAUUACAUGAAAACCAAUUAGUAUUUAGAAGACAGUGAUGGUAACUGCAAUGAGCCCAACAAACGACGUAAAUACAGUUUUAAGCGUUUCUCCUGUUCUGACACUUAACUUGAUAGCUGCUGGAUUUAAAAUGGAGAAGAUAUUCUGGUUGGUUGACUAAACAGCGUGACGCGUUAUCAUGUGCAGUGGACGAAAACUGGGAAUUUGAGAAAGAGUGCACCUCUUUUGUGCACCUCCUGCCUCACCUACUACACCAACCUUUCUGCCAAGAAGUAGGAUUUGGUGCAUUUAGCUGCCUCUUGUGCAAACAUUUUUUUCCUUCUUAAAUCUUAUUUUUUGUCGGCACCACAUAACUUUUUUUCUGUCCUUCCGCCACAUUUACCAUCUCUGCUGUGCUUAUCACAUAACCCAGCGCUGAGUUCAGCCCUGCCAUAACGUUUGGAGAUUGAACUCACCCCAGACAGAAAGUAAACUUUGAUCAACGACGUUGAGCCAAUCAGAUUUCAGCAAAAACGAGGAUCAGUCCAAGUGUGGACGGGCUACUUGUAUCCAUCCAUCCUCCAUUUCAAAAGUAUUGGUUUGGCCCAGUUUGAUGGACACAGACAGUGUUCACUGCAGCAGACUGGCCGGCCAGCGCGGUUGCAGAUCAUGAAGUAAAACAUUAGAAAUGGGCUGACUGUUCGGGAACACUCCCGCUCGCACAAUGGCCGGUCCGCCCCUGGAGUCUGCAGACACAUAACACACAGCAGCAGAACAACGUGUAGCAUUUUUACAAGAACAGCUAACAAUUAAAGCUUCAGUUUACAACCUGUUAGCAGACAGACAAACCAAAGCUAAAAGUUAACUCACCCAGCGUUCCAACACAGUCUCACUCCCUACUCGUCAAAUGUUUGACGCAUGGUCAAGGCCCUUUGUCGUCGCUUUUUAAAGACUU